Clonostachys solani is the source of this 762-nucleotide messenger RNA. NCBI's taxonomy places the organism in Eukaryota, Fungi, Ascomycota, Sordariomycetes, Hypocreales, Bionectriaceae. The record is from the annotation of a GenBank genome assembly.
AUGUCGGGCCGUACAGUCAAAGAUGCGAAGAGAUGGUGGUGGCAGUUGUCUAGAUAUUGGCUUAGAGUUCUCAGACCCGCUGUCCAUAAUGUAGAAAUUGCGAAUGUUCGAGCGCCAGUCGAAGGCUUGCGGGUAGGGUUGACAGGGGUAGGUAAGGCAUCGAUUUGGUGUCUAUUUGGUGGUGAUGUUGGUGGUGAUGUUGGUGGUGGUGCUGGUGGUGAUGCAGCUGGCGGUGGUGCUGGUGGUGCUGGUGGUGCUGGUGGUGCUGGUGGUGCUGGUGGUGCUAGUGGUGCUGGUGGUGCUGGUGGUGCUGGUGGUGCUGGUGGUGGUGGUGGUGGUGGUGGUGCUAGUGAUGCUGGUGAUGCAGCUGGCGGUGAUGCUGGUGGUGGUGAUGCUGGCGGUGGUGCUGGUGCUGGUGCUGGUGACGCUGGUGGUGGUGCAGGUGAUGCUGGUGGUGGUGCUGGUGGUGGUGCUGGUGGUGGUGCUGGUGGUGGUGCUGGUGGUGGUGCUGGUGGUGGUGCUGGUGGUGGUGCUGGUGGUGGUGCUGGUGGUGGUGCUGGUGGUGGUGCUGGUGGUGGUGCUGGUGGUGGUGCUGGUGGUGGUGCAGGUGGUGACGCUGGUGGUGGUGCAGGUGGUGAUGCUGGUGGUGGUGCUGGUGGUGACGCCGGUGGUGGUGCAGGUGGUGCUACUGCUGGUGGUGCUGGUGAUGCUGGUGUCAAGUUUCUUGCCGUCUGGUUGGCCGGAGAAUGGCCAGUGUCCUAA